Molecule: messenger RNA, 1087 nt
Organism: Nymphaea colorata (pocket water lily)
Lineage: Eukaryota; Viridiplantae; Streptophyta; Magnoliopsida; Nymphaeales; Nymphaeaceae
Product: ras-related protein RHN1-like
Exons: 8
Coding region: 298-846 (182 amino acids)
Molecular function (GO): GTPase activity; GTP binding
Source: RefSeq, a predicted model, not a curated record
UUAUAAAGAGGGGAGGAGGGCCACCUGCUGGUCAGAACUCCCCAGAUUUCAAACCUAACGUUCUCCCUAUUCUUCUAUGUGUUUUGAUUGUUCCCCACAAGCCCAUCUCUCUGUGUCUCUCUCUCUCUGUCUCUCUCUCUCCUGGCUAGCGAAAUUCUGUCACAGAGCCGGAAAGAUUUAUUUUUGGAUUGGGUUGAUUUAGCGCAGUGCUGCACUAAGGGAGGCACAUAAAUUUUGUGAUGGCGAGAAGCAGCAACAAGAAUAUUCAGGCCAAGCUGGUGAGUCCUUCUAGGUGACAUGGGAACUGGGAAAACAAGUUUGGUGCUUAGAUUUGUCAAGGGGCAGUUUUUUGAUUAUCAGGAAUCAACAAUUGGAGCAGCUUUCUUCUCUCAAAUACUCUCUCUAAAUGAAGCCACUGUCAAGUUUGAUAUAUGGGAUACAGCUGGUCAAGAAAGAUACCAUAGCUUAGCACCGAUGUAUUAUCGAGGUGCAGCUGCAGCUGUUGUUGUCUAUGAUAUUACAAGCGUGGACUCAUUUGUUCGUGCUAAAAAAUGGGUUCAAGAAUUGCAGAGACAAGGUAACCCCAAUCUGGUUAUGAUGUUAGUGGCAAAUAAAGCAGACCUGGAAACCAAAAGAAAGGUGCCUAGUGAGGAUGGUGAAGCAUAUGCGCAAGAAAAUGGAAUGUUUUUCAUUGAAACUUCUGCAAAGACUGCACAGAACGUAAAUGAGCUAUUUUAUGAGAUUGCAAAGCGCCUGGCGAAGGCUUCUCCUGUGAAACCUGGUGGAAUGAAGUUGCACAAUCAACCACAAGAAGGGAGGAGACGACUGUUCUGCUGCUCUGCAUGAUUUAUCGACUUUCAUGUAACUUUUUGGCAUCCUUCUGUCGAAUGACACAUGAAAGUGGCAUAGCUUCCACAAUUAUUCCUCAUUCGGGGCCAGGUCUGUGGGCAUUGUUGGCCGGUAGUCCUUUGUGAUGGAUGGGUCAUGGGAUGCAUUUGGCUCCUUGAUGGGCGGUCACUUUGAUAUCUUGUACAUAUCUGCUUGUCCUUCAUUCAUAUCAUAUGCUAUUUAUUUUCAAAUAGGCUUA